Messenger RNA from Ochotona curzoniae (black-lipped pika), 1725 nucleotides. RefSeq names its product SH2 domain containing 3A (gene SH2D3A). The coding region runs from base 1 to 1725 and encodes 574 amino acids. The record is from RefSeq and is a predicted model, not a curated record. The transcript has 9 exons. Gene Ontology annotation, molecular function: guanyl-nucleotide exchange factor activity; phosphotyrosine residue binding. Lineage: Eukaryota; Metazoa; Chordata; Mammalia; Lagomorpha; Ochotonidae. Gene Ontology annotation, biological process: small GTPase-mediated signal transduction; positive regulation of peptidyl-serine phosphorylation.
AUGCAGCAACCUCAGGACGGAGAGGACCUCGCCCACCAGCCCUGGUACCACGGUCCCCUGUCCCGGCAGAAGGCCGAAUUUCUUCUGGUGCACGACGGGGACUUCUUGGUGCGCGACUCUGGCUCCCGUGGUGGGGGUCACCCCGUGAUCUCCUGCCGCUGGCAGGGCUCCGUCCUGCACUUUGAGGUGUUUCGUAUCACGCUGCGCCCCCGGCCUGGCCGCCCAGCAGCCCUGUUUCAGCUAGAAGAUGAGCAGUUCCCGAGCAUGCCAGCCCUGGUCCGCAGCUACGUGGCCGGCCAGCGCCCAUUGUCCCAAGCCACGGGGGCUGUGGCUUCCAGGCCCGUGGGUCGGCAGGGGCCACUCCGGCGCAGCUUCAGCGAGGACACCCUGAAGGACAGCCCAGCUCGGCCAGAGCCACUAAGGGCCAGGAAGUGGAGCAGCAGCGAGCCUGCCAACUUGGAAUGUGCUGGUCAUUCCAGACAGGACCACCCUGGACCAGGAGCCUCUGACAGGUCGGCGUCCACCCUACCCCGGACAGGCAGCGACCCCAUGUUGCUGAAGACACCAGCUGCCCUGGGGCUUAUGGCCGACAGCCUCAGGGCUUCCGACGGGCAGCUUCACGCCAAGGCACCAAGCAAGCCCCCCCGGGUCCCCUCGCUGGCACUGCCCGAUGCCCCUUACUGUGAGCUGGUACCCCGAAUACCCAAUGCCAAGAAACAGGCCCCUGGCCAAAGAUGCCCCGAGCCGGAGCCCCGAUGGUGGGAGGCUGAGGAAGAGGAGGAGGAGGAACAAGAUGGAUGUUUUGUAAGACCCCAAGCCGAGGUGUCCUUCUGUAUCUCCGCCAAUCCCUCCUGCCUGCUGGGCCCCCGGAACCGGCCCCUGGAGCCAGAUGUCCUGCGUACUCUCCGGGGGCUGUUCCUCAAACAUCACCCCAGGAGUACUGCGCUCCACCUGCUGCUGCAGGACUGCCAGGCCACAGGCCUCCUGGGCGUGACCCGAGCUCAGCGCCGCGCCAUGGGGGUGGCCUCUGGCCUGGAGCUGCUCACGCUUCCCCACGGCCAUCACUUCAGGCUGGAGGUGUUGGAGAGGCACGAGACGCUGGCGCUGGCCGGGGCGCUGGCCGUGCUGGGUUGUACUGGACCGCUGGAGGAGCGCACAGCGGCUCUGAAGGGCCUGGUGGAGCUGGCCCUGGAGCUGCGGCCAGGGGCGGCGGGGGACCUGCCAGGGUUUGCAGCCGUCAUGAGCGCCCUGCUCAUGCCCCAGGUGGUCAGGCUGGAGCGCACGUGGCGCCAGCUGCGACGGAGCCACACCGAGGCUGCGCUGGCCUUCGAGCAGGAGCUGAAGCCGCUGAUGCGGGCCCUGGAGGAGGGCGCGGGCCCCUGCGAGCCGGGCGAGGUGGCGCUGCCGCACGUGGCGCCCGCCGUGCGCCUGCUGGAGGACGAGGAGGAGCUAGCGGGGCCGCUGGAGGAGAGCUGCGGGCGCCUGCUGCGCACCUUGCACGGGGCACGGCGGGUGGCCCGGGACGCGCCCAGGUACCGCCGGGCAGCAGCAGGGCGCCUGCGAGGAUUCCAGCCGGACCCGCAGCUGAGGGAAGCCUUCACCACCAGCUUCGUGCAGCGGCUGCUGUGGGGGAGCCGGGGCGCUAGGGCUCCGCGCAGAGAACGCCUGGACAAGUUCCAGGGGGUCCUCAGGGCCCUGUCACAGCGGCUGGAGCCGGAUGGCUGA